AAGUGCUGGGAUGUGGCAGCCCAUGCCUCUGGUGUAAAGAGCAUCAGCUCCACCAGGGAAGGCAGCUGAGCCAGGACUCAACCACUCGGACUUACCUGCAACUGCAGAAGCAACAAGGGACCCUUUAAAGAUGUUCGUGGGGCUGUGUAGAAUUAAGAAGCAGACUGAAGAAAGCAACGAAGUAAGGAGAAAGUAUGUUUCCCAGGUUUAAUAGAGAAAACAACUGCAAAAGCUACCCUGAGACUCUUUCUUUGGCUCUCAUGGAGUUGCUGGAACUUGCACUGUGAGACCCUGGAUGGGACAGGCUCUCACCUGCUGACUACCCAGUGUGACUGUCACCAUGGCCAGUAAGAGGAAGUCCACCACACCGUGCAUGAUCCCGGUGAAGACUGUGGUGUUGCAGGAUGCCAGCACCGAGGCCCAGCCUGCUGAGACCUUGCCCGAAGGACCCCAGCAGGACCCACCCCCAGAAGCACCUGCCGCCAGCAUUGAGGCAGCCUCUAACCCCAGUAGUACCGAUGGCUCUGCACUGGCCAACGGGCACCAGAGCACUUUGGAUGGCUAUUCAUAUUCCUGUAAAUACUGUGACUUCCGGUCCCAGGAUAUGACCCAGUUUGUGGGACAUAUGAACUCAGAGCACACAGACUUCAACAAAGACCCAACUUUUGUAUGCACUGGGUGCAGUUUUCUGGCAAAGACCCCUGAGGGGCUUUCCCUGCACAAUGCCAGGUGUCACUCGGGGGAAGCCAGUUUCCUGUGGAAUGUGGCCAGGCCAGACAAUCAUGUGGUUGUGGAGCAGAGUGUCCCUGUCCCCGAGAGCACCGGCACCCCUGACCUCACUGGGGAGCCCACUGCUGAGGGGAGCGAUGGCCAGGCAGAAAUCAUCAUCACCAAAACCCCAAUCAUGAAGAUAAUGAAAGGCAAAGCCGAAGCCAAAAAAAUCCACACGCUCAAGGAGAACGUGCCUGGCCAGCCUGUGGGCGAGGCCUUCCCAAAGCCAGUAGCUGGAGAAACAGAGGCAAAAGAGGGGGACCACUCCUUUGUCAACGGGGCGGUACCAAUCAGCCAGGCCUCUGCCAGCUCCGCAAAACCACCCCACGCCGCCAAUGGGCCCCUGAUGGGCACCGUGCCGGUUCUGCCGGCCGGGAUAGCACCAUUCCUCUCCCUGCAACAGCAGCCGCCCGCACACAGCCAGCACCACAGCCACCAGCCCCUGCCCACAUCUAAGACCCUCCCCAAGGUGAUGAUCCCCCUGAGCAGCAUUCCAACGUACAACGCAGCCAUGGACUCCAACAGCUUCCUGAAGAACUCCUUCCACAAGUUCCCCUACCCAACCAAAGCCGAGCUCUGCUACCUGACGGUGGUGACCAAGUACCCAGAAGAACAGCUCAAGAUCUGGUUCACAGCCCAAAGGCUGAAGCAAGGAAUCAGCUGGUCCCCAGAGGAGAUCGAAGAUGCUAGGAAAAAGAUGUUCAAUACCGUCAUCCAGUCUGUUCCUCAGCCCACGAUCACGGUUCUGAACACUCCCCUGGUCGCCAGUGCCAGCAAUGUCCAGCACCUCAUCCAGGCCGCCCUCCCGGGCCAUGUUGUGGGGCAGCCCGAGGGUACAGCGGGGGGCCUUCUGGUCACGCAGCCCCUCAUGGCAAAUGGGUUGCAAGCACCUAGCUCAUCUCUCCCCCUCGCGGUGACAUCUGUCCCCAAGCAGUCCACUGUGGCACCCAUUAACACGGUGUGCUCCAAUACAACGUCGGCCGUAAAGGUGGUCAACGCUGCCCAGUCGCUCCUCACAGCGUGCCCCAGCAUCACCUCCCAGGCCUUCCUUGAUGCCAGCAUGUAUAAAAAUAAGAAAUCUCAUGAGCAGCUGUCAGCUCUGAAAGGGAGCUUCUGUCGGAACCAGUUCCCAGGGCAGAGUGAAGUCGAGCAUCUGACCAAAGUGACCGGGCUUAGUACCAGAGAGGUGCGGAAGUGGUUCAGCGAUCGGAGAUACCACUGCCGGAACCUGAAGGGCUCCCGCACCAUGGUGCCCGGGGAGCACAGCUCCAUCGUCAUCGACUCUGUGCCAGAGGGGCCCUUCUCCCCAUCAUCCAAGGCCCCCGAGGUGACCUGCAUUCCGACAACCACACUGGCCACCCACCCUUCAGCCAAACGGCAAUCCUGGCACCAGGCUCCCGACUUCACACCAACCAAAUACAAGGAGCGAGCCCCCGAGCAGCUCAGAGCACUGGAGAGCAGUUUUGCACAAAACCCCCUUCCCCUUGAUGAGGAAUUGGACCGCCUGCGAAGCGAAACCAAAAUGACCCGGAGAGAAAUUGACAGCUGGUUUUCAGAGAGACGAAAAAAAGCACAUGCCGCGGAGCCCAAGAAGGCUGAUGAGAGUGCCUCUCAGGAGGAAGAGGCUGCUGAAGAUGAGGGCAGAGAAGAGGCCAGCGAGCUGAGGGCCCCUGGUGAAAACGGCUCCCCAGACAUGGCCAGCAGCCACAGCUUGGCAGAGCGUAAAGUCAGCCCCAUCAAAAUCAACCUCAAGAACCUGCGGGUCACUGAGGCCAAUGGCAAGGGUGAGCUGCUGGCACUGGGUGCCUUCGAACCUGAGGACGAGGGGUCAAACAAGGGGGUGGAGCAGCCCCCCGGCAAGGUGACCUACAAAAAGACGGCCCAGCAACGGCAUUUGCUGCGGCAGCUCUUUGUCCAGACACAGUGGCCCAGCAACCAGGACUACGACUCCAUCAUGGCCCAGACAGGCCUGCCACGGCCAGAGGUGGUGCGCUGGUUCGGAGACAGCAGGUACGCCCUGAAGAACGGCCAGCUCAAGUGGUACGAAGAUUAUAAACAUGGCAACUUCCCACCAGGGCUGCUGAUCAUUGCCCCUGGCAACCGGGAGCUGCUGCAAGACUAUUACAUGGCACACAAGACGCUGUACGAGGAGGACCUGCAGAGUCUCUGUGACAAGACCCAGAUGAGCUCCCAGCAGGUCAAGCAAUGGUUUGCUGAAAAAAUGGGCGAGGAGACCCGGGCCGUGGCAGACACAGGCAGUGAGGACCAGGGCCCUGGCACUAGUGAGCCCGUGGCAAUUCACAAAGGGAUGGGUGACACCUAUUCGGAGGUGUCCGAGAACAGUGAUUCAUGGGAGCCAGGUGCCCCUGAGGCCAGCUCAGAGCCCUUUGACACUUCAAGUACCCAGACUGGCCUUCAGCUAGAAACAGACUGAAUUGGACCACAUGACUGUGAAGGACUGGCCAGUCCGGGAUGCUGCCUGCCACAUGGAAGGGCCAACCCCGACUCUGCUGCCACCACAUGCUGUUCCCAUGCCCCGCUGCUGGGUACCCAAGAGAGCUUCCAGAGGCCUCACAGACACCCUGGAGUCCGCCACCACCACCUUGGCCCACCCCACCAAGCGAGCAGCAAGGCUGGGUUCUCAGUUCUCCCUCCCACAAUGCAGGACCUUUCCUUUGCUCCCAGUGGAUAAACUAGCUCAGAUUUCGUAUUCAUAGACACAGAAUCAAGUUUUUAGCAUACACGCCCGCCUAUAUACAUUUAAUAAAACAUCAGAAUAUAAACACUUCAUUACAUAGACAUGUUGGUUAGCCAAGCAAUACGUUUUUACAUCAUCUCUGAAAAUGCCGCGUGUCUGUUCUCUGGGGACUGCUGGGGCCACAGAUGCCCCUCCUCCCCCACAGUCUGGUGGGUGAUGGGCACUAUCAGAAUGACAUCUGGCGCCUAGGUGUCCUCCUUGGCACUCCUCAAGGAAGCAGCACCUUGGAAGGGUUCGCUGCUGCAUGUGGUGCCCGGCUCGCCCAGGGGCUGACCAGGGCAGAACCUGCUGUGACUGGGUUCAGUGACCGGCCACAUGGUUAGUGUAGGUGCUCACCACCCUCAGUACUCAUUGCCGCAAUUCUUUUUCACAGGAAUUUGGAUCAUGGACCAUAACUUUCAAAGUUAUCAUGGGGCUUCCUUUGUUGAGAAGCCAAUGCGCCAACCUAUGUACCUGCCUUUUUUCUUUUUAGACACAUUUAGAGAGGAAAGUGGGAGAAAGAAAUGGAUGUGAUAGAUGGAAGAUGGUGCAUGCACAGCCUGUAGCCUUAGCACUGUGGUUUCUGGAGCCCUUUCUUUCUCAUUCACUUCAGAACUUCCUGUGGUUUGGGAGGAAGAAGAUAGUGCCCAGUAGUAACAGUGAGGGCUGAAGAGAUUCGGGGACUUUUGGGAAUCAUUGGAGCCAGGGCAGUUUCCAGCACAGAGACGUGCAUGUGGGAAAAUGUUCCCCCAACCACAGGCCCGGCUGUGUGCUAGACGCAUGCUUCGAGCCACUGGGCAUUUCUGGGUGGGUCCUUCCUUGAGAGGAUGUCUUCAAAGUUCUGUAUUCAUGUAUCCCCAACCUGGGGAAGCAGAGCUCUGCUUUAGCCAUGCCCUCAUACACUUUUUGAAUUGAGAAAAAUCACAGGAAAAGGUGCCUUUGGAAUACUGGGAAACCUAUUAGCAGAACUGUAUUAAAAGGUGAUUCCCUAUUUCCCAAGGCUGCUCUGAGAACAGUGGGUUGAGAGGAGUGGGCUACCCACGUGUCACCCAGCUCCACUUGCCUCGUGGAAACCACCUGCAUACAGAGCCUCAAGCCACAGGCACCGAAGCCUUGUAGGGACACUCCUCCUGGUCCUAGGCUGGGUGGGAGCACCAGGAGACCUAGAGGAGGGCAGGGGCUGGAAGCCCCGGUGGUGUUUGUCCCUCGCCACAUCUCCCACCCCAUCUCCCUUGCACCAUGGCUCCCAGGAGCCCACGUGGUGGAAGCACCUUCUGCCUUCAGGAGGAAGUGUUCUUUGGAAACCAGAAGACCUUGAACCACUGUUCAUCUUCUGUCCUCCCUGUCCCAGUAGGGACCAGCUCUAACUUGUCUCUAAUAGGAGACUUGUACAUGGCAAGUUUUGCAGCCGACUUUUUUUGUAUCUGGGAGUGAAACUAUCUGUCCCAAAAGCCUUUGAGGAAUUGGCAAGAAUGGUGAGCAACUGCCUUCCUUCAGCAAACAGACACCUGGAGUGUCUCCUUAGUGUCUGUGUACGUGCAGGUCAAUUUGUAUAUACUCAUAGGCGGACAAAUACUCAUUUGAUUCUUCACUCAGAAAACAUACAUCUGGCAUAGGCUUGAGGAACUGCGUGGCACACAGGCACUGGGAAAGUCGCCCAUGUUGGAAGAGAUGCCAGUAGGCUGGGUGCCCAUGCGAAGCCAUCUUGAGAGUUUGGGAAGCCACCAGGGCCUCACCUCUGACCCCUACCAGCAUCACCUUAAGAGCCUCCACACACUGGCCAAUGGUUGUAUCUGUAGAGAGGAUUUUGCUUGGUUAUUUGUACUGACAUUUGACUUACAACCUAAACAGAAAACAGUCCCGCAGUGGACAAGCUCGAGGACAUAGACCGACCAGCCCCAGGAACCACUCAUCUGUUGGGUGGAACGCUGAUAGGGCUGCCUGCCCUGGCACACAUUCUCACAGAUGGCAGCCCUGACUGUCAGGCACCGCAGAUGGCCAGACUGCCCAGGUGAGGGGCCUUUUUCUGUCCAGGUUCUUGGAGUGAGCAAAUGAGGUUUGGACCCUAUGCUCACAAGAGUAAGUGAUCAGAGAUGAUGCCAGUGAUGUAGCCAUCAAGCAAAUGCUUAAGGGACACUGUUGCAGGACCCGGGGCUUAGGGUGCAGAACCCCAGAAGCACAAGCAUGUCCACACCAGCCAGAGGUCAGAACCACACCACGAUGGUAGUGGGAUGUGGGAGAGUUCUGUAUUCUGGUUCCACCAGAGGGUGAAACUGGGUUGUCACUUUUAGUAGGUGGCCUGCGGGCUGCAGAGUUGAGGCGGAUGGGGUUAGUCUCCCUUAAGAAAAAGUCUGUAAGGUGACUAAGCUUUCCCUUCUCUGUAUGCACUCGGACUUGUCAGAAGUGGUAAAAAACCGUCUUUCUGUGAUUCCUCUUGCUGUCUUGUACCUGUUUGGCUUGUUGUCCUUUACAGGGAAUUGUAGAUCCAGUUCUAAUAGGUGAAACCAGAUCACCAUUCUGAUACAGGAGGUUUGAAUUUGCAAGAUGUAUACUUUGCAUAUUUUGAUUACUUGUUUUAAUUUUUUACCAUAAAGGAGCUUUUUUUUUUUUUAUUUCAGAAAGGGGAGAGUGUCAUUUUCUGGAGUCAUGGGUUCCUGAAAAAGUGCGCCCUCACUCAUGGCUGGCCGGUACUGGGGUUUGGUAGUGGUGGUGUGUGGCUCAGAGCUCCUUCCUCUUGGUUGAGUGAUGGGUUCAGGUGGACCUAGGCAUUGUGACCCACAGGCCCUGUGCCCUGGAAGCAAAAGGAAGGAGCUGGGCAGUGGUGGAGGUGCCCUCUGCAUGUACACGUGGGGGCUGUCCCGCCAGGCAGGCUCAGCAUGCUCCGUGAAGGUGACUUUUGUGGAUAUUUUACCCUGCUCAGUUAGGUCCAGGUCCUGUCCCCCUCCCACCCCCCCAGCUCUGGGACAUCUGUCCUAUGGCCACCUUCCAUGCGCGGUAGUGGCAGCCCGUCCUGUGGGAAGCUUCUGUUUCUGUGCAUACUCUUCCUCGAGUCCCCACUUGUGCCCCCGUCUUGGGAUCUGUUGCCUCUUUGUCUUCCUCAUCUCUUCUUGGACCAAAAUCCUGAUUGGAGGCAGCCUUGUUAGUUCAGUCAUCAUAGCCCAAGUGGAUGAAGCCAUUUUGCAGAGAGAACCCGCCAAGAUGAAAAGUCCUGAACAAAGAUGGACUUUGGGCUUUUUACUAAAAUCCUUCCCUUUUUUCCUUGUUCAGAGUGCACCUGAGGUUUGUCAUUUUGACUGUCCUUGGGCAGAGUCUUUGCCUGUGUUAAGUUGAAGUGUUCACAUCUCACAUUCAUUUUCAAGUCUUGGUUGUAUAGGAGGUAGGAAAACCCUCCAGACACAUCAAGGGACUUCAAGCUGAUGCUCACUGCCUGCCCAGGGCAGAUGGCCCACAGGACCGGCUCCCCUCACUCCAGUCAGGGAGCCCCCCACAGGGUUUCUCAACCCAGGUUCCUCUCCCUUUCUCCAAGAAGAUGGGCCCCUCCUAGCCAUCCUGCCCAGGCCUUAGGAGGUAUCUGUGUGUGAAAUUUGUUCCCAGAAAAUCUCCAACAUCUGAGCAAGCAGGGGGCUGUGGAGUCAAGCUGGGUUUCAGCCUUGGCACCCACCACACUGCUCUCUUGGGCUUGUUUAAUGGGUCACGGAUGGGGCUGGGCCAUACAGUACCAGGGCUGAGGAGGUGGGGGGAGACAUCUAUGAAGUGACUGGCUUUGGUAUAGGCUGAGACUAGGUGGAGUGGCAGUCCUGGUGCUGGUUGGCCUGCUCCCUAGCCCAGCUCUAAGGCCCAUGGAAUCAGUAGGCCUUGGUUAGAACCCAUUUCUGCUGGAAUGUUGUGUGUUCCCACUGCCAGGCUACACUGGGAAGGGUAGAGUGAAGGAGGGUGAGGCCAAGUUCUCUCCUUCCUUAAUGUAAAGGAGGACAUGGGACACACGGAGCAUCUGGGCCUGGAGGGUUGCACCCUGCUUUGUGGUUCUCCGGUGCUGAGCUCACAUGCCCAGACAGCUGUGCUGUGACCUGCCUGCAAAGCUGACCUCUUUGAUGGGGGCCCAGUUCUUCACCAGAUGAGAGAUGUGACAAAGGUUUCUUUAAGCCCCAGUCAGCAGAAAUCACCCAAUCCAAUGGCCCCAAAGCUGGAGAAGGGGAGGGAAGCCAGUCUUCAGAGACUAGGCAGAGCCUGGUUUCCAUAUGGACAAGAACUUGGGCAAACACCUGCCUCCUUGAUUUAUCUUCUGGUUUGCAGAACUGAGAAUAUAUGGCCACUGCUUUGUCACCCCAUGCUCCAAAGCUUUUGGAGCCCUCAGCCCCUGGUCUUGCUGCUGCCUGGACAAGUGCCUGGCAGCGGAGGCAGGAGGGAGCAGUGAGCAGAGCACUGUGUGGUGGGCACUCUGGCCACCUGGCACCUGCCUUGCUUCCAUCAGGUGGGUGACCAGCCCAGGCCCCUGAGAGAACCCAGCCUUUACCCACCAUGAGUGCCUCUUCCUUCAGGAGACUAGCUCAGGGUGUGUGUACAGAUAAGUGUCUGCGUAUACGGAUAGCUUUUCUUCAUUAAUGCUUUUUAACUUUUCCAUGAUGAAUGGAUGAUUCAAAAUUAAAGUGACUGGAGUUGAAAGUGAGGAGUCAAGAUAAAUAAAGGCUGCCUCAUCAAUGAAUAUGGAAAGCUACAACCACUUGGUCUUUCCCACGUCAGACCCCAGAGUAGAAACAGCUGAGAGGAUAAGACUCUAGCAUUGGUCCCUACUAACCCCAGCGUUUGUGUUUAAAGAGAUCUUACCACUCCUGCCUGUGAUAUGGUUCCUGCCGUACAGCUCUGUCCCAUUCUAGCAGUCUGACUUGAGCCCAGAGCCCGUGAAGAGUGCUGGCUGGAGGAGGAGAGCCAGGGCUCAUUCCUACGCAGGGAUCCAGCCUGAUAGUCAGGCCACUCCCCACAGGCCUGGGCAAGGGCCAGGGGAGACGUGGUCACCCUAUGCAGCAAGUUCCCACUGUGCUUCUGAGCAGCUGCUUUGUUCAGCUGUGUCAGGAGGGUCAGACUGUGCCAUAACUGUUUUAUUAAAAACAGAAAACACACCCACCUUCCUCUCCCCCCUGCCGGCCAUUGUUCAUUGAGUUUACUGAGCAUGGCUUUGUAGACAUCAGGGAGGUUGCCAAAGGCCCGCAGACUCCUUUCUGACCAAGUUCUGAUUCUUGGUGUUCUAGCACCCAUUUGUAUGCUGGUCUUCAGCUCAAGCCCCUUUCCAGACUGCGAGAAGUGAGACUGGGUAGGGAGUGUUGAGCAGUUUGCUUUGGUGCAAUUCCUGUCUCCCAGAGAUGGCUGCAGAAUCGAUCAUCUUGGUGCUAAGAGGCAACUUGCCCUGUUUGUCCAGAGGCAAAGCGAAAUGUUAAUCAAACUGUGCAAGGCUCCCACCACCUGCUGUAGCCGAGUGUGAAACCAAACUGUCAGGCCAGUGGGGAUGGGCGCGUUACCGUGGGCGAAUGUCUGAACUGAAGGAUAGCACUUGCCUGUGGCUUGGACCUGGGUUGUGCCGAGGCAGGAGUAAGGCUGCUCUCUUUGGGCUGAGUCUCCAGGCCUCACAAGGUCCCCUGUGGGGAUGCUGCUAUUUCUAAGAUGCAAAUUGCACAUUUCCUAGAUUUUGUAUCUGUGGAUUUGGAUGAGGGAGGGCACAGGGACAAAUUGCUUGUACAGUUUGAAAUGGGCCUCAAUGGUACUUCAAACCUUUUGAUUAUUCCUAAAUAAAAACAUAAAUGUAUUUCA
Molecule: messenger RNA, 9310 nt
Organism: Tupaia belangeri chinensis (Chinese tree shrew)
Lineage: Eukaryota; Metazoa; Chordata; Mammalia; Scandentia; Tupaiidae
Gene: ZHX3
Product: zinc fingers and homeoboxes 3
Exons: 4
Coding region: 341-3205 (954 amino acids)
Biological process (GO): regulation of transcription by RNA polymerase II
Cellular component (GO): nucleus
Molecular function (GO): DNA binding; DNA-binding transcription factor activity, RNA polymerase II-specific
Source: RefSeq, a predicted model, not a curated record